AUGUCAGACGAAAUCGAACCUCAUAUAUUAAAAAGAUAUGAGAUAAUGAGAAAGAUAGGAAAAGGUGCUUAUGGAGUGGUAAUAAAAAUAAUGUAUAAACAAAGGUAUGGAAAGCGAUAGACAAAAGAUGUAAGAACACAUGUGUAGCAUUGAAAAAAAUAUUUGAUGCAUUUUAAAAUGCUACAGAUGCUCAAAGAACAUUUAGGGAGAUUAUGUUCCUUUAUGAAUUGGAUCAUCAAAAUAUAAUAAAACUAUACAAUGUGCAUCGAGCAGAAAACAAUAAAGAUAUAUAUUUGGUUUUUGAACAUAUGGAAACAGAUUUACAUGCUGUAAUUCGAGCAGGUAUAUUGGAGGAGGUUCAUAAACAAUAUAUAAUAUAUCAAAUACUUAAAAGCAUUAAAUAUAUGCAUUCAGCAGAAUUAUUGCAUAGAGAUUUGAAACCUUCAAAUAUUCUGUUAAAUAGUGAUUGUUCUGUAAAAGUUGCUGAUUUUGGUUUAGUGAGAUCAGUAGCAUGUCGUUAAGAUGAGCCAUCUCCAAUAUUGACUGAAUAUGUAGCAACAAGAUGGUACAGAGCCCCUGAGAUUUUAUUGGGAUCUCAUACAUAUACAAAAGGAGUAGAUAUGUGGAGUAUUGGUUGUAUAUUAGGUAUAAAUAAUCAAGAUAAAUAAAAGGUGAAUUAUUAACAGGAAAGCCAAUAUUUCCUGGGAAUUCGACAUUAAAUUAGUUGAAUAGGAUUUUAUAAUUAACAGGAAAGCCUUCAUUUGAAGAUGUUGAAGCAAUAUAAAGUCCUUUAGCUCAAACAAUGUUAGAGGCAAUCAAUCCUCCAUAAGUGAAACCAAUUCAUGAAUUAUUUCCAACUGCAAGUGAUGAUGCUCUAGAUUUAAUGUAUCGUUUAUUAAAAUUUAAUCCAAAUACUCGACUCACAGCAGAAUAAGCUCUAGCUCAUCCAUAUUUUUCAAAGUAUAAUAUUCUAUUUCUAUGUAUAGAUUUCAUAGUGAAGAAGAUGAACCAAAAUCAGAUAAGAUAAUCACCUUAGCAAUUGAUGAUAAUCAGAAGUUCUCUGCAAAUGAAUAUAGAGAUAAACUCUAUGAAGAAAUUGCUACACGCAAAAGAUACAGUAUUAGAAAUUAAGAAGAUUUAAAUUCAUAAUUACAUUCUCCUCCACCUGUUUCAGAUUCUAAUCAAUUAAGAGAAAGACCAUAAACUUAAGAAGUUAAACCAUAAUAAUAAUAAGACAGUGCUAAAUUAUAGGAUUCUGCUAAAUAGUAAUAAGAUUCAGCUAAGUAUUAUGAUUCAGCCAAAUAAUAAUAAGAUCCACUUAAACAAAGGAAUUCAGGUCAAUCUAAAUCUAAAUAACCAAAGUUAGUCCAAUCUGCUUUAAAUGGACUUAUCAAUCCUAGAUAAAACUCUAAUAAACCAACUAAACAAUUCUUAUAGACUUAACAAUAACCUAAUAAAACUUAUGCUCCAUCUUUUCCUAAUACAUCAUCAAUUACUAUUUAAAAGAAUGUCUCAUAUACAUAAACAGAACCCAAAGUCACAUCUCAGCAACUUUAUCAAUAAUAUUAUAAAUUAUUAAAUGCAGCAUAAGAAAAACUUUCACUCAAUUAAGAAACUGCUUCAAAUUAAUAAAAGGUCAAAAAAGGUCUUAGUGCUUUGUUGGGAUCAAAUUAAAGUUUAAAUAGAUAGUCUCAACACAAAUAGAAAAAGUGAACUUAUAAAAUAUUCAUCAUCC
Paramecium sonneborni is the source of this 1735-nucleotide messenger RNA. NCBI's taxonomy places the organism in Eukaryota, Ciliophora, Oligohymenophorea, Peniculida, Parameciidae. The record is from the annotation of a GenBank genome assembly.